Chlamydomonas reinhardtii is the source of this 1965-nucleotide messenger RNA. RefSeq lists its product as uncharacterized. Lineage: Eukaryota; Viridiplantae; Chlorophyta; Chlorophyceae; Chlamydomonadales; Chlamydomonadaceae. The transcript is spliced from 8 exons. The record is from RefSeq and is a predicted model, not a curated record. Bases 42 to 998 code for a protein of 318 amino acids.
AGUAGCGCACUGCUUCUACAUCAACAAGAAACAUAACGAAAAUGCAGGUUUCACGCGCUGCGGUGUGCGCGCGUUCGAGCUUUGUUCGCGUGCAAGCCUUUUCGUCGUGCCCGGUCGUUCGUGUCAGCACUUGUGCUCGUGUGCGUGUUAACAGCGCUUGCCGGAGCGCUGCUCAGCCUCGCCAGCGGCCAUCGCGCUUCGUGGGCGCCCGUUCGGAGCUCAGCGACUCGCUAAAGGAGACGGCUGCGCUUGAUGAGCUGAUCGACAAGCUCCUGAGUGCCAAGUCACAGCAGCAGCUGGCCCAGCUGGUUGCGGAGAAUGUUGUGGCUGUGGACACCAAGUUCUGGAUGCGCAUCGCCACCCGCAACGACACGGCCGCAUCCAAGGAGGACAAGGACAAGCUGCAGGGCCUGGCCACGUCUGUGAUGGUGCUUGUGGACACGGUGCGGCGGCGCACGGAGCAGCAGCUGGCGGACAGCGGCGCAGUGCUGCAGGACAUCCUGGUUGCGGCCGCGGACGACAAGGGCGAGUGGUACCUGCCGCUCACAGACGACCAGGUUGAGUCAGUGCGCGAGGCGCUCAACCGGCACCGCGACCGGCUGGAUGAGGCGUUGCUGUCCAACGCCUUCGCCUGGAUCAAGAAGAGCUCGGAGGACGGCUUCGACGGCAUGGUGCAGCUGCUACAGCUGGUGCUGCAGCUGUACGCGGCGCGGCAGCUGGCCACCGGGGAGACGGAGGGCGUGGAGGGGGCAGUCAACAAGCUGCUGGGCUCGCAGGAGAAGCAGUGGACGCCGCUGCUGCGGCAGCUGGUGGCGGAGGGGCAGCUGACGGAGGCGGCCUUUAUGGAGGCGCUGCAGCGCAAGAUGGAGGGCGUGGUGCUGGGGCUGCAGAGCGGCAGCUACGCGCAGCGCGUGCAGGCCGAGUACCUGAAGGAGGCGGAGGCGCGCGCCAAGUCCGUGUUCCAGGAGAUCGCGGCCUCAGCGCCCAAGCAGGCGUAGGGCGCAGGCAGGCAUAGGGAGCAGAGGGGCGUAGGGAGCAGAGGGGUGCGUUGGUGGUUGUGAAUGGGGGGCGCAAGGGCAGGUGCGCAGGGGCGCCGGCGAGGGAUGUGUAUGUGGGGAUGUGGGUGGCGUGAGGGAUGGGGAGGGGGAGGGGGGAGUGGCGGCCGCGGGCACGCGGCGUGCGGUGGAGGUGGGCUGACGCAGCCAGGAGGCAGCGGCAACGGGGGCAGCGGCAAGCAAAUGGCGGCAGCAGCAAGGAGGCAGCAGUAGCAGCAGCAGCAGCAGGAGGAGGCUGUGGUGUGGGCUAAAGCGUGCGACACGGAAGAAAGGCAGGGGUGAGAGGCCUGAGAACGGAUGCCCGGGGGAUGCCGCCGCCCCCAGCGCCACGGCCAGGAUUGCAGUGCCGUACUGUUUUGGCUGUGUGGGCUGUGUGGGCUGCAUGGGGUUGAGAGUGGAAAUCGAGAGGGUGGGUUGAGCGAGACAGUAGCUCGGCCCGGCAAUGCUGGCGCUGGCUGCUGGAGUAAGCGGUGACGGAGAUCGGAGGGGGGACGAGAUGGUGGGCUAGCCGGUGUGAAGGCUAGAUAGGACGUCGAAGCGAACGGCAGUGGUGCAAAAGCAGUUCUUGGUCAAUGUCGUACUGACUCCGCUCAUCUACCGUACUGUCUACAUGCGGCAGCGCUGCGUGUGGCUUGCUUUUAUUUUUGCGGUUGGAAUGUUGCGUGGCACCGACGCGCGGGAAAGCUGCCGAUGGCGCAUCCUAUAUGAUGGGGGGAGGGACGCAAGGGGGAGGGCGGAUUGCCGUACUGCUUUCGUGGGCGCGAAAAUGGCUCGCGAGGUGACUACGCUUUCCUGCCCCUUGCCAUGUUCCAUCACGAGCUCGCGACUACGCUUUCCUGCCCCUUGCCAUGUUCCAUCACGAGCGAGGCGUGGGAGUCCCAGAGGUGCGGGUUUUAACGUCAUCAUAACG